AUGGGCAUGCCGCUGCGACACUACCUUGGCACCAUGGCAGCAUCUUUCGGCUCCAUGGCCCUUGGCUCCAUCUGUGUCCACACGUACAUGCAGCCCGAGAUGAAUUCAGACACCGUCGCUUCAGAUUUUGAGAAGGAAGCGCACGCCAGGAGGCAAGCCAUCGAGGAAGUGACAAAGCUGGCCAUGGACGAGAGAUUCGGGCCCGCAGUCGACGACAGCGCCUCGAGGCCUCCCAGAUGA
Messenger RNA from Symbiodinium natans, 240 nucleotides. The record is from the annotation of a GenBank genome assembly. NCBI's taxonomy places the organism in Eukaryota, Dinophyceae, Suessiales, Symbiodiniaceae.